AUGUCGCCCCAGGGCCAGGCUGGGCCAUUAGCUGGGGCGUCUGCGUUCUGUACACAUUCCUCCCCGACGACGGGGCUGCGGGAACAAAAGGGCUCCAUUGACUCUCCUCUGCUCGUAAUCCAUCACCUUUCUCAGAGGUUUCCUGAGUGCUCACCCCUCACCACUGGUGAUUUUGGACGCACAUCAAAGCCAGAAGAAGUAACUGCGAGUCUGCACAGUUUUAAGAACAAGGCCUUUAAAAAAGCCAGAGUCUGUGGGGUUUGCAAACAGAUUAUUGAAGGUCGAGGGAUUUCAUGCCGAGCCUGCAAGUAUUCCUGUCACAAGAAAUGUGAAGCCAAGGUGGUGAGUCCCCACUGUGCGCAAAUCCACCUGGAACAGGCUCCAGGGGCAUCAUCAACACCUGCUUCUCUGUGCUGUGACAAACCGUUUAGGCCUGCAGGGCUGAGCCCCGCCAUGGAGGACGGCCGCGAGCUGGAUCUCACCUACAUCACUGAGCGCAUCAUCGCCGUGUCCUUCCCCGCGGGCUGCUCCGAGGAGUCUUACCUGCACAGCCUACAGGAGGUGACGCGCAUGCUGCGCUCCAAGCAUGGGGACAACUACUUGGUGUUAAACCUCUCGGAAAAGAGAUAUGACCUUACGAAGCUUAACCCAAAGAUUCUGGACGUGGGCUGGCCGGAGCUGCACGCACCACCCCUGGAUAAGGUGUGCACGAUCUGCAAGGCGCAGGAGGCCUGGCUGAACAGCGACCCCCAACACGUGGUCGUCAUUCACUGCAGGGGUGGAAAGGGACGCAUCGGCGUGGUCAUAUCAUCUUACAUGCACUUCACCAAUGUCUCAGCCAGUGCUGACCAGGCCCUUGACAGAUUUGCAAUGAAGAAGUUUUAUGAUGAUAAACUUGCAGCUUUAAUGCAGCCAUCCCAGAAACGGUAUGUGCAGUUUCUCAGUGGGCUCCUGUCAGGAACGGUGAAGAUGAAUGCUUCGCCCCUGUUCCUGCAUUUCGUCAUCCUGCACGGAACCCCCAACUUUGACUCGGGUGGAGUGUGCCGGCCCUUCCUGAAGCUCUACCAGGCCAUGCAGCCCGUGUACACGUCGGGGAUCUACAAUGUUGGCCCAGAAAACCAAAGCAGGAUCUACAUUGCCAUCGAGCCGGCCCAGCUCCUGAAAGGGGACAUCAUGGUGAAGUGCUACCACAAGAAGUACCGCUCGGCCACCCGCGACGUCAUUUUCCGCCUGCAGUUUCACACCGGCGCUGUUCAAGGCUACAGACUUGUGUUUGCGAAGGAGGAUUUGGACAACGCCAGCAAAGAUGACCGUUUUCCUGAUAAUGGGAAGAUUGAGUUAGUCUUCUCAGCCACUCCUGAGAAGAUUCAAGGAUGUGAACAUUUGCAGAAUGACCACAGGGUGAUUGUGGACUUCAACACAGCAGACCCGCUAAUCCGCUGGGACUCAUACGAGAACCUGAGUGCAGAUGGUGAAGUGCUGCACACACAGGGCCCCGUGGACGGCAGUCUUUACGCCAAGGUGAGAAAGAAGAGCGCCUCAGAUCCCAGUGUCCCAGGUGGGUCUCCCGCCGUCCCAGCCGCCAGCAGCCCAGACCACAGCGACCACACCCUGUCUGUCAGCAGUGACUCGGGCCACUCCACAGCCUCGGUGAGGACCGAUAGGACCGAGGAGCACCUGACUCCAGGACCCAAGAGGGGCCUGAGCCCCCAGGAGAAGGCCGAGCUGGAUCAGUUGCUCAGUGGCUUUGGCCUCGAGGAUUCUGGAAGCCCCCUCAAGGAUAUGAGCGAUGCUCGCAGCAAGUACAGCGGGACCCGCCAUGUUGUACCCGCCCAGGUCCACGUGAACGGAGACACCACCCCCAAGGACCGAGAGACGGACAUCCUGGAUGACGAGAUGCCCAGCCACGACCUGCACAGUGUGGACAGCAUCGGGACCCUGUCCUCCUCGGAGGGCCACCAGUCAACCCACCUGAGCCCCUUCACCUGCCACCAGAGCAGCCAGAACUCCCUCCUGUCUGAUGGAUUCGGCAGCACCGCUGGCGAAGAUCAGCAUGGCUCUCUGGCCCCAGAUCUGGGGCUCGCCGCGGAGCCCCUGUUCGAGCGAGAGCGGGCUUUCGGGAGCCGCGAGCCCAAGCAGCCGCAGCCGGUGCUCAGGAAGCCCUCCGUGCCCACCCAGACGCAGGCCUACGGGCCGAGCAGCUACUCCACGCAGACCUGGGUGCGCCAGCAGCAGAUGGUGGCCGCUCACCAGUACAGCUUUGCCCCUGACGGGGAGGCCAGGCUCAGCGGCCGUGGUGCAACCGACAGUUCCAGCCUGCUGCAGACACAGCCUAGGGUCCCGCUCACCCCCACUCGGGGGGCCAGCAGCAGAGUGGCCGUCCAGAGGGGCAUAGGCCCUGGGCCACAUCCUCCUGAUAUACAGAGACCCCCUCCCGGCAAAGCAGCCUUCAAACCCAGGAUUCCAGAUGUCAAAGUCGUGAAUGGUACUGGCCCGGAGCUGGGCGCAGACCCGUCCCCAGGCUCACCCACCCUGGACAUCGACCAAUCCAUUGAACAGCUCAACAGGCUGAUCUUGGAGCUGGACCCCACGUUUGAGCCCAUCCCCACCCACAUGAACAUGUCGGGCAGCCAGGCCAAUGGCCCCAUGCCCCCAGAAGGCAUGGGAGGCGGGCUGCGGGCAAGUGGCCGCCUGCAGGACACAGAAGGCCCUGGCAGGGCCCCAGUGAGGCAAGGGGAUGAGCCACUCGGGGGAAGAUUCCGGAAGCUGAGCCUUGAGCAGUAUGAUAACGAAGCUGGGGAGCAGCCCACCUUCUCCAAAUGCAGCUGGGGAAAGACCACCAGUUCAGAACAGACUCCAGGCCUGGCGCCUUUUCUCUCCCCAGACAACGCCAAAGAGGCAGUGAUCACCAUGUAUCCCCCAGACCUGGAUGUAAUCGAUGGCAGGAUCUUCCCUCCAACCAACAGUGGCAGUGAGUCCAUCUCUCCCACCCCUGCAUUUCCUGUGUCUCCAGAAACGCCAUAUGGGAUAACAAGCCCACGUUUCUCUCCGUUCAGCCCAUCCGCGCCACAGAUGGGCAGCCCCAGCGCUCUGUAUAAAGGAGCUCAUGAACCCCGAGGCUGCCCUGAGAUUCUCAGUCAUUCUGUGGGGAUGUCAGAGAGCCCUGCUGGACCCAAACCCACGAUGCUCCGGGCCGACAUGCCCACGGCGCCCUCCUUCCAGCGGGCAUUCACAUCCUCCUGCACCAUUUCCGGCAACAGCCCCAGCCAGCGGAGAGGGAGCCCUUCCUCAGCUGAGCACCAGUGGGUGGAGAACAGCCCCAAGUCCACGCUGACCCUCCUGGGGGGCAGCCGGCCUGGCAAGGAUGGCCCCGUGCGGCCCCACUUCCCACCUACCGACCUCCAGACAUCCUUCCACGGCCCCGAGCUGUCCCUGGCAGAGCCUCCGGAAGCUCUGGGUCCCCCGAGCAGCCAGGCCUUCCUGAGCUUCAGCACUGCCCCAAUGACGGGAGGUGGGCUCCCCGCCGGGGAGGACGCCGGGGCCUUGCUGGCCAAUUCCCACGGAGCAGCCCAGGCCCCCGGCAACCCACUGACAGCAGCUGAGGCUGCCGACAACAGCUUCCUGUCCCACAGCUUUCUCACGGUGGCGCCUGGACACAGCGGCCACCACAGCCCGGUCCUGCAGGGACCGGGACUGGCUCUGCCCGGGCAGCCACCCCUUCCCGAGAAGAAGCGGACCUCAGAGGGAGAUCGGUCUUUUGGCUCCGUCUCGCCAUCCUCCAGCGGCUUCUCCAGUCCUCACAGCGGGAGUACCAUGAGCAUCCCUUUUCCAAACAUCAUCCCGGACUUUUCCAAGGCCGCCGAGGGGGCAGCACCUUUCCCAGAUAAUCCAGGUGAUAAGCACGUGUCUGUGAACUUUGUUCAGGACACAUCCAAGUUCUGGUACAAGGCGGACAUCUCCAGAGAGCAAGCCAUCGCCAUGCUGAAGGACAAGGAGCCCGGGUCCUUCAUCGUCAGGGACAGCCACUCCUUCCGAGGCGCCUACGGCCUGGCCAUGAAGGUGGCCACACCGCCGCCCUCUGUGCUGCAGAUGAACAAGAAAGCUGGAGAUUUGGCCAAUGAACUUGUUCGGCAUUUUUUGAUUGAGUGCACUCCAAAAGGAGUGCGGUUGAAAGGGUGCUCCAAUGAACCAUAUUUCGGGAGCCUGACGGCUUUGGUGUGUCAGCAUUCCAUUACGCCCUUGGCUUUGCCCUGCAAACUGCUCAUUCCGGAUAGAGAUCCGUUGGAGGAAAUAGCCGAAAAUCCUCAGCAAACGGCAGCCAACUCUGCGGCCGAGCUGCUGAAGCAAGGGGCAGCCUGCAAUGUGUGGUAUCUGAACUCCGUGGAGAUGGAGUCCCUUACAGGCCACCAAGCCAUCCAGAAGGCCCUGAGCAUGACCCUAGUCCAGGAGCCGCCUCCCUUGUCCACAGUCGUGCACUUCAAGGUGUCAGCCCAGGGCAUCACCCUGACGGACAACCAGAGGAAGCUCUUCUUCCGGAGACACUACCCCGUGAGCAGCGUGAUCUUCUGUGCGCUGGAUCCACAGGAUAGAAAGUGGGUCACAGACGGCCCUUGCUCGAGAGUCUUUGGAUUUGUGGCCCGGAAGCAGGGCAGCGCCACGGACAACGUGUGCCACCUGUUUGCAGAGCAUGACCCCGAGCAGCCGGCCAGUGCCAUCGUCAACUUCGUGUCAAAGGUCAUGAUCGGCUCCCCUAAGAAGAUCUGA
Rangifer tarandus platyrhynchus (Svalbard reindeer) is the source of this 4764-nucleotide messenger RNA. The record is from the annotation of a GenBank genome assembly. NCBI's taxonomy places the organism in Eukaryota, Metazoa, Chordata, Mammalia, Artiodactyla, Cervidae.